AUGGAGGCUGCGGUGGCAAGCGCCCUGACCAAGGAGGUGGUGCUGAAGCUGGUCACGCUGCUGAGCGAGAGGCACAAGCUGUCCAAGGGCCUCAAGGACGACCUCCGCUUCAUCCACACCGAGCUCCACAUGAUCCUGUGCGACAUGGACGAGCACCUUGGAGAUCCGAGCCACAGCUCACGGCGGCCGCAGGUGGUGUCCAUGGAGGAGAUGCGCGAUCUGGCGCACGACAUCGAGGAUUGCAUCGACCGGUUCCUCCCCUGCGCCGCCUGCGAGGGGGAAGCAGCAGCAGCCUCCGUCCUCCGCCGCAUCAAGAAGGCGGUCACCGGCAACAGAUCCCGGUUCGCGGCGGAGAUCCGGAAGCUCAGGCAGAGGGUCAAGGACGCCCACGAGCGAAGGGUCAACUAUGGCGUCAACGGCGUGAGAUCUGCCGCCGGAGCCGGAGCAGCAGCUCCCCCUGCGGCCACAGACGCGGCCGAGGCCGAUCCUGUGGGCAUCGACAAGCCCAGGCAGGAGCUGGUGGAGCUGCUGCUGGGCAGCGAGCCGGGGCCUCCCAGCGUGAUAUCCAUCGUGGGGUUCGGCGGCUCGGGCAAGACGACGCUCGCCAGGGCGGUGUACUGCUGCCCCGGUGUCGUCCAGAGAUUCCCUGCCCGUGCCUGGGCCGCGGGGUCCGAGCACACGGACGCCGGCGGGCUCCUGACGGCCAUACUCCGGCAGCUCCACCACACCGCCCAUGUGCCACAGGACCAAGAUUCCAUCAAUAAUUUCCUGGGGACUACAGAGUGCUUAAUUGUAAUUGAUGACAUCAACAAGCAACACUGGGAUGCCGUAAGAGCUACCUUACAUGGGGAAACAAAAAGCAGAAUCAUUGUAACCACGGCUCUGCACUCAGUAGCUAAUGCUUGCAGCUCAGGGAUUGGUUAUGUUUACAAGAUGAGAGUUCUUGAUGCAGAACUCUCCAGGGUUUUGCUUAGGAAGAAGGUAUUCUUUGGAGGAUGUUCACCUGAACUGGAGCGAGGUUCGACAGCAAUUGUGGACAAGUGCGACGGCCUCCCACUUGCUCUUGUUAGCGUGGCCAGAUUUCUGCUAGGCAAGAAUGAGCUCACAGGAAGACACUGUGCGGAGGUUUGCCGCAACCUCGGGCUUCAUAUGGAGAAGGAUGCAGACUUCACAAAACUGCAACAGGUUCUUGUAAAUAACUACAGAAGCCUGUCUGACUAUCCUCUCAAGACCUCCCUGCUAUACACAAGUGUAUUUCCAAACGGUCAUCCAAUCAGGAAGAAUACAUUAAUCAGGCGAUGGUUAGCAGAAGGGUAUGUGCAGUGUAGGUACAAGCGCAGUGACCUGGAGGUAGCAGACGUAAACUUCCAGAAGCUUAUCGACCGGAAUAUCAUUCGGCCGAUCAAUGGUAGCAACAACACAAAAGUGAAGACGUGCAAAACUCAUGGUAUUAUGCACGAGUUCAUGCUGCACAAGUCUAUGUCUGAUAACUUCAUCGCGUCUCUUCAUGAUCAAAAUCGAAGCAAAUUCCGUCACCUCUUCAUCCAGAACCCUGCAAGUGGCAGCACAUUGGGCUUGAACCACCAGCAUACAAGUCCAGCAAGCGACAACGUAUCUGAUAGCAGUGAAAAAUUCCGUGCCCGGUCUCUGACAAUCUUCGGGAAUAUGGGAGAAGCUGCUGCUGAGUUUUGCAGGUGUGAGCUGCUGCGUGUGUUGGAUCUGGAAGAAUGUGACGAUUUGGAGGACGGGCAUCUCAAGGACAUACAUAAGUUGUGGCAUCUGAAAUAUCUGAGCCUUGGGGGUACUAUCAGCAACCUUCCAAGGAAUAUUCAGAAGUUACACUGUUUGGAGACACUGGACCUUAGGAAGACAAAGAUAGAGAUAUUGCCUGUGGAAGUCAUUGGGUUGCCUCACCUAGCUCACCUUUUUGGAAAGUUUAAGCUUGGGAAGGACUUGAAACUGGGUGAACUAGAGAAGUUCUUACCCAAGAAAAGCAAGUUGCAGACCCUAGCAGGAUUUGUUGCAGACGAGAAUCCUGGAUUUCUACAACUCAUGUCUCAUAUGAAAGAAUUGAAAAAGGUUAAGAUAUGGUGUUGUGGGUCCACUGAUGCAAACAAUGAGAGCAUGCCUCACAUUUCGGAGGCAGUUCAGAAGUUUGCUCAGGAUGGUAUGGACACGGCAGACGUCCGUUCUCUGUCACUUGAUUUUGGAAACUCCUUGGGGGACUUCUUCGGUUCUAUACAAGAAUAUUGCUUCCUCAGCUCGCUGAAACUGCGUGGCAGGCUGACUCGACUGCCUCAGUUUGUUACAUCCCUGUGUGGCCUUACAGAGCUAUGCCUUUCAUCAACUAAUCUGAUGGGGAAUGAUCUAUCAAACCUGUGUAUGAUGCCCUGCUUGCUUUAUCUCAGACUGGUUGAAGCUGACCUUAGUGGCUUCAUCAUAAAAGAUAGGGGUUUCCCAAGCCUGUUAAGCUUAUGCCUUAUUGUGCAAAUACCCGUCCUGCCUGCAAUUGGAGUAGGAGCUUUGCCGUGUGUCGUCUCACUUCAGCUGCUCUGUAAAGAUCUUGUUGAUCUUUCAGGCAUCAAGAUCGAACAGCAUCACUGUCUGCAGGAAGUUGCUCUGGAUUCUAUGAUCAGUACCAAAACAGUAGAAAUGUGGGAAACUGCAGUGAAGAAGCAUCCCAAGAGACCAAAAGUUCUGUUUCUCAAAAGGAUUGAUCCAAGCGAAACCAAGUCCACUGUGAAAUAUGUGGCGACAGACGGACCAAUACGUGAGAAGGCAUCCUCCAUUGAGUUCAAUCAAGUUCAGUUAACGCAGAAUAUGUUGCAGAACGAAUGCAUAAUCAGUUUAGAUCAAUCCAGUUCAAUGAGCAAACUCAAUUCAGCUAUGAAGAAAAUAAUAGUUUCAGAACCCCCUCCGGCUGCACCCGAGCUGUCCAGUGCUGGGAACAGUGUGAUGCCUCCUUCUGCAAGCAUAUGCUAA
This is a messenger RNA of Triticum turgidum subsp. durum (durum wheat), 2982 nucleotides long. The record is from the annotation of a GenBank genome assembly. Lineage: Eukaryota; Viridiplantae; Streptophyta; Magnoliopsida; Poales; Poaceae.